Messenger RNA from Trichoderma reesei QM6a, 5522 nucleotides. RefSeq lists its product as uncharacterized. Lineage: Eukaryota; Fungi; Ascomycota; Sordariomycetes; Hypocreales; Hypocreaceae. The record is from RefSeq and is a predicted model, not a curated record. Bases 9 to 5522 code for a protein of 1837 amino acids. The transcript is spliced from 2 exons. Gene Ontology annotation, cellular component: transcription factor TFIIIC complex. Gene Ontology annotation, biological process: 5S class rRNA transcription by RNA polymerase III; transcription initiation at RNA polymerase III promoter. Gene Ontology annotation, molecular function: DNA binding.
AGUCUAUUAUGGCCCUGGAACUCGAAGGGCUAAUUGCUCGUGUACUGCUUGUCAUAUCAUGUGCUGGCGAAGAAGCCCUUCAUCUGUCCGAAGGUGCUGCCGGUGCUUUCCACAAUACUCACGAUGCGAUCUCCAGCCCCUUGACGUUUACGUUCUCAGAUCAUGCAGUCAACACGAUCUGGAAAUGGCUUGUUCGGCGGACUGAUAUAUCCAUUGGGCCUGAUCGACGAUACAAUGGGGUAACAUUCCCAGAGGCGUUGGCGCUGGAUAAACUACACGAUGGCCACGGCAUUCGCAUUCACGUUUCCCAAGAAACGAUGUGGGAGGCUAUUACCGGGCAUGCGGUGGAUUACAAGCGCGUUCCUCGUUCCGAAUGGCUUCUGCUUCUUGGCAUCGCUUCGACGAAAGCAAACGGAAUCCUGCAAGGUGAUCUUGGCCGUCUGGUCGACCAAGACAAGCGUUCAGUACCGAAGCGAACGGAUGCACUUGUAAAGAAAGGCUACAUUACCAAGCGUACCACACUUGUCCGGGGAACCAAAACCAGCAAAAUGUGGCUCAAGCUUUUCGCCCCUCCGCUGCCGAAAGAUAGCAGCGCAGCUACAGAACCGGAGGCAGAGAUGAAUCUUUCUCGCCAAGUUCUGGCUGUCAACCUUGACGCUGUUCCUUGGCACACAAGAUGGACUGGUGAAGCUGUUGAUUAUACAGCCCUUGCAACCACUAUAAUGGCCGUCUGUAAAGAGUGGGGUGUUCUACGCAUGCAAGACUUGAAAGCCAAGUUGGGCGUCCUUGGCAUGCGAUGGCAAAUGAAGGUAGUUUCCAAAGUCUGCCGGUUCCUGAAUGCGCGAGACGCGAUUCGAUACGUUGCAGCGAAGCUUGACAACAAAGUCUUCAAUGAUUGCGUCCAGUUCAAUCGGGACCUAUCCCCGAAGGAUUGGUCCAUAUUCCUGGCAACGGGAAAGCGCGCCGGAAAGCCCGCGAGGACAGGCGAAUCUUUUAACCAGGACAGCAACGAUGCCACUGAAUCAUUCAUGGAACCGAUUGCUUCUUCCAAGUGCUUGAGCGUCGCGCCGUCGUGGUCAGCUGAUCAACCGUUGGCCAUUGCCAUUGCGAAGAGCAUCAUGGCAUGUGGUGACACGGGGUUGACGAAUCCAGACGUAUACGGGCUUACGCUAGGUGUAUCGUUCACACGUUUUCUAUCGUCUUUGACAACAUGUCUCUCUACGCCGAAUAUCCAGCCAGUCCAACUGCAGCAUCUGCAAGUGGUUAGUGAGCACUCCAGGACUGGGAAAGUUGCAUCUUACAGAUACUCGCUGCCCCCUUUACCGCAGGUUGCAGACUGGAUGCUCCAAGUGGAUGCUUUGCCAGCUGGAAUGGGACAGCGAGACGGCGAGAACCAGAGUGGUAUACGGCCACCGUAUGGCUUCGACCAGGAAGUGCCCACUGGCGACACCAAGCUGGCCAAUCUCAGCCAAGCUACGUUAUCUCAAAGGAAGCAGAGAGGCAGACCCCGGAAGAUCAGGCCAGAGUAUCAGAGUGACCGGAGUGGAGACGAUGAGAUGCAUCAUACGUCUGAAGCAGAGGUUGAUCCCAAGACCGAAGGCCAAUCGGGUCUGAAGUCAAUGAUGGUCAAGUUACAGGUGCCCGGUGAUAUUCUCAAGAAGCUCAUGGAACCGGAGCUGGUAGAACCAACGACGGGUGAUCACACGGGAGUUACUCUUUCAGACGCGACAGCCUCGUCGCCGCCUAAUCCGUGUGUGCCCAUAGGAAGCACUCAAUCUGCAAGCAGCGGACGAGGACGUGGACGCGGACGUGGGCGAGGUCGGGGUACUCAUUCUCUCGGCGAUAAACGGGGGACUGGGACUCCCACCGAUGGCGUGACGAAACCCAAGAAAUGGAAAUGCGAUCAAUGUGGCAAGAGUUGGAAGAAUGAUAUCGGCCUCAAAUACCACCUUGAGAAGUCGCAAACUCCAUGUAACCCAUCCUUUAACCCUGCCAAUGUUGACAGUUCCCGUCAGGAGGCGAGAUCUGCUCUCCGGUCAACGAGCACAGCCAAGACAACUGAUGAUGCCGAUGCAGCCGCGGUUCUGGGGACGAGGUCUUCAGGUCGGAAGAUAAAGGCUCGAGCCAUUGAAGACAGGCGAGAUGGGAGAAAGAGAGAAAGAGAGCGGAAUGACAUAGAAUCUUCGUUAUCCAGAAUAUCUCCAACGGAAUCCAGAUCUCAUGGGGGUCAAUACCCACUGCACACGAUAUCAACUAUUCCAAUCUUGAAAGAGAGAGAAAGUUUUGCGUUGAAAUCAUCUUCCCUCCCUCAAUCGGCCCCGGAGCAUAGAAGAGUUUUCAAGCAAUCCGUGGUUCCCCACGAACAGAUAGGCCUCGUACAGGUUGACACGAGACCACCGAGUCAAAUAUUCGACUUCAUGAAUCGGGAAUACCCUGCCAACCAACUCGAAAGUUUGCCCUACGCCGCUCUCGACCUGGGUGAGAAUCAGCAACAUUCAAGCCCGGCUUUGCCCUUUGAGAAUAUGAGCACUCAAGGGGAUCAGCACGAGCACCGCGAGCCCGUUCCAGAAGCGGCCGGCACAGCGUCCUACCCAGGGAAGGCAGAUGUAGGAACUACGGACGGCCAGCAACGCUACGACUCCGGAGACAGCAACAGGGGAAUCGAAGUCCGAAAUAAAAAGCCUCCCCGAACCGGAAUCACGGAUCAAGUUUCAAGCUUGCUGAUGGACAUGCUUCAGGAGCGCAAUGGGGUCCUUCCUGGAGGGCAUUCUCUUUGGCACGCCAUCACUGCUGUUUGGAAACAACGGCAUCCUGGCAAGCCAGUACCGAAAACAAAGGACUUUCAAUGGGCUCUAAGUCGAAUGCUGAAAGCUAGGUCGGUGCUAGAGCAUUGGCAUGGCUUCCAGGACCAGAGCGGCCUCUUUUCUAAAUGUCAGAUCCUUACGCUGCCACAUCUUGACGCGUUCUCUGCGGAAACGUUGGCCGUUGUUGAAAUGAUCAAGCAACGCCACCCCCAGCUCUCUACACCAUCCAACAAUAGCAUCGAAAGGGGGGAGAAGAGGGAGAACCGACGAGGACGCCGAGUUCUCGCUGGUGAGGUUGCACAGCUGGACGCUCCGGUUUAUGCCGCCCAAUCUUCUUUCAAAAGGCACCAUGGAGUCAUGAAUGAUGAAACCCCAAGUAAGCGAAGAAAGUUUGCUCAGGGGGGUAUACAGAGUCCUGCACCUCUACCCGCGCCCUUGAAUGACGAGUAUCGAGCGAGGUGGGCUUCAGAUAGCUGGCUCUCUGGGAAGAAGAUGGAUAUGCUGAACCACAACAAAGAUAAGAAGGGUCAUUCUACUCACGAAGUUGAGUUGCAAUUCUUAGCUCCAAACACCUUCUUGCAAGACGACUGGUGUGCUCCGGAUGACGGCAUAUCGCGAGGAAUGACACCGUCAUUCACCUUGACUCGCACCACGAAUCGUUCUCUCCAAGGCUCACCGACCGCUCAAGGAGCAGAGUUUGCCAUGGCGAGUCCUGUACGAUGCAUCGAAGGCCGAGACGGAAGCUGGCCAUAUCUCGGGCUGCCCUUCUUUGAGGAGAAGAGCAGUAACACCAGCUUCACGCUCUGCGGCUGGAUGCCUGAUAUGGAGUGGUUCUCAUGGGCUGAUGUGGUACAAGACCUCGACAAACGACUUUCUGCGAGUGAAGGUAGUAGGUCAAACCGUGCCGUCAGCGCCGAGGCCGCUUAUGGCAACUUCAGGAAGUGCCUGGCCGAUUGCCUGGAGAUAGAGCUGAACCAGGCGGACCGAUUUAUCAACGCACCGCCUUUGGCUGCUGGCCCAUACAACCUUUUUGUCAAUCUUUCGGCCGAAAUAAGCAGUGUUGGCUCCCCUUCCAGUCUCGAGUGGCGGCACCAAGAGCUCCAAACACCUGUAUCAUUCGAUAGAAGUGUGUCUACACCAGGAGCCCUGUCAUCGAGUAGUGACGGGGACUCCGACUUUGGCUCGGAUACAUCUGUCUUGAGACACUCCAGGCGCCCCUUGGGCGGUGUUGACACCACACAAUCCAAGGUCAAGCGUGUGGCUUUGAUCACUCGCCCACUUACGUCCAUCUCUCGAAGGGGAACGGAUAGAAAGGAGGGACAAAGAGCGUUAGAGAUGAUGGACGGACAGCCACUCAGCCAAGCAAACCCCCUAGCCGCCUUUGUCGUCGUUCGGGUUUUGCUAGGGGGCGCAGAUAAAGCCAUCGACUGGGGCGUUCUACUUCACAUCUUCCCGAACGCGCGACUGGCUACCUUGCGUAAAUUUUGGGCAAUUGCAUGCAAAGAACAGGGGGCUUACAUCAAAAAAUUCACGCGAGAUGUUCAGCAACGGCUGAUCGAAGCUCUUGAAACCCAGGAAUUGCCCAUGGUUGACUUUGAAGACCCAAUCGACUACGACUGGGGGACGCUUAUCAGAUGGGCGUCAAGAAUAUCCCGCCAAGAAGGCUAUCAAAUCCCUGAGACGAGAGAGCUUUUGGCUCAUCGAUUUUCGCUGGUGACCAGCAAGUCUGGCGAGCAAGACUGGUGCGAGCGAUAUUUUCAUGCCCAAUCAUCAAUCUUCUCCCGGUUUGAGGCGGUCACGUCAGAGCCCGGAGCACUCCCUGUUGACCAUGAGUACGGGACCAAUGUCGGCAAAGCAGAUGUCGCGAGGUCGUGGAUCAAGUCGCUUUGCUGCACCGGUGAAGCGAAAUACUCGGUGCGGAAAAUCCGCGAGAAGUUUCUCACCUUGUCAGGGGCAGAAGGCACGGGACAAGGCUCUCUGCUACUCAAGCAGGCAAUCGAGCAACUCACGGCCGAGAGAGUCAUUUGCAGGAGCAAAAAGACACCACUUGGGGGCCGUCCGUACCGGCUCAGUGAAUGGUACCUGUCAACAUUGAAUAGGGUAGCGCAACGCCCAAAAUACGAAGAGGCGGCAGCUUUCAAAAGGCAGAUGGAUGCCGUCUUUCGAAGGAAAGAGGCAUUUGAGGUGCCGUAUACGCUGGAUGAUGGCUCUAUGAUGGCCUUGACGAAUCUGAAUGCUGCUGCAAGAAUUACGAUUGUUCCCUUGGACAUACCAAACAUUCCCUUGGGCUUUGAACCGGGCAACUACGAGAGCCGAAAGUACCCCAAAUCUUACUAUCAUUUCCGACUUCAAGCCGUGCCCACAGAAGGGUAUCAGUUCAGCGAGGACGUUGCCGUGUUGCGAGCUGUGGUGCAGCAAGACCUCCCCUCUACAACCUCGAAGGGAGAAAUUCCCCAGUGGAUCGACUUUUUCGGGGAGAAGGAUGCCAAAAGAUGGUCCGAUAUCCUGGGAGCCUUGUGCUUUGCGUAUGCCACUAAAGGGCCGAUGACUGUGAGGGACGUUUGCAACUCUCUGAGGCCCAUCCUGGACGAGUUCGAGGCACAGCUCAUCAUCGACUGGGGCUUGAAAACCGGCGUCUUCGAAGAGGCCAUGGGCGGCGUGUGUGUUACUGUCGGAGAGUGGUGGUGGCUGGCUGUGCCGUGGCAAUAUAGCCGAUGA